Messenger RNA from Dibothriocephalus latus, 729 nucleotides. Lineage: Eukaryota; Metazoa; Platyhelminthes; Cestoda; Diphyllobothriidea; Diphyllobothriidae. The record is from the annotation of a GenBank genome assembly.
AUGAUACAUCGUGGGAUCUGGGCACCUGAAGUCAUUCUGGAGCGUCUGCGAGCACACCCAGACUUCGAUUCCUACUUCCUGAAUGAUGACACCCCAUCCGACGUAAGUUCGGGGACACAGAGUCAGGAGCAAGUUCUCGAUGGAAAGUGCAUCCGAAUUGGACGCCAGGACAACCGAAUUCCCUUCAGUUUGGCACUGAAAGGGGACCGGCCGGAUAGGGUCUGCGUCUUCUUGGAGUGCUUCUACGAUCUGGCCUGUGUGGAGCGCUGGAGUGCUCGAAUGUGCGCCUACGAGUCCAUGCUCUACGAAUACCAACUCAUGGCCACUCAUCUUGCAGCUGAGCACCUGGACACACCGGCCCCCUGUCAACCCAUUCUGCCCGGCCAAACCUUUGAGGAUUUUCGAACGCAAUUCUCUGCCUUUCAUAACAUAACUGACCUCAGUCUGGACGAUCAGUGCGUGCUGAUUCAGAUCAGACCUAACACCUGCCACCUGCUUACUAACUUAAAACCCUGUGAUCGCCGCAAAGCUUUUGGGAUUACUCCUUUAAACGCUCCCUCCCCCGCCCCGGGCCGUAGACUUGUUGGAUCCCAUAAUGGCUAUCGGCAGUCAACUGUCGCCCGCUUUCGUGCCCUUGCCAUGUCGUUAAGGUACAUUCGUCGUAAUGAGUACCUGCGUACUGAAGACUGGAUUUGGGCGGUGCCCGCACAAUGUACUGCGGUAAUCUAG